AUGGUACGCUCGUCCAAUCUGUUCAUGACCCAUGGAACCGAGGAUAACUUGCUGGAUAUUGUCAAGGGCAAACAUUGUGAAGAAGAAGGAGUCACAAGUCGCCCUUGGAAGAUUCACGAAUCAGGUUGGGGUAUCCUGGAAAUCGAGACGUUUCCUGGACAUGCCUACGAUGUGCAAGCCUAUGCUGCUGGAGUAGCUGAAGGUGAACUCACUCGUCAGCUGAUUUAUUAUCAUUACCGGAAUACUGUAAAAGACCUAUGCAAAAAUCACACUAUAUAUUGCAAACGUUUGUACAAAUACUUGACAAAGAAUUUGGACUGGUUGCGUUCACAAGUGCUCGUUCAGCCACCAACAGACCUCUUCUGGAGACAUGAUAUGUUCUUCGCCCAUGUAGCGAUGUCGAGCCUUCAGCUGGAUGAUCAGGAUGAAAAAGAAGUGCCAGGCCAUACCGUAUCGUUUUCUGGUUACCCAGCUCAACUCGCCUCUGCAGAUGACUACACUUUGACCAGUGCUGGAUUGGGUUCUAUCGAGACUACGAUUGCCAUUUUCAAUAAGUCGCUCUAUAGUGACAAGUAUAUCAAACCAGAAGGUCAAGUGCACUGUUGGCUUCGAUCAACGAUUUCGAAUUAUUUGACGAAAACUCCUAAGGAAUGGGUCGAAUUGUUCUCGCGCUACAACUCUGGCACUUACAACAAUCAGUGGACUGUGGUCGACUACAAGCAAUUCAAACCCGGCCAGGAGAUCCCAAACAAGGACAUGCUAUGGAUUCUUGAACAAACACCCGGAUCGAUUCAAAUGCAGGACGUGACGUGGUUCCUCAAGAAGUACUCCUACUGGCCAUCAUACAAUAUCCCUUUCAUCAAGGAGAUCAGUAUGGAAGCUGGGUUCAGCGAGAAGGCUAGAGAUUUUGACUGGUACAAAUGGGGAUCAUCACCACGAGCGAGGAUUUUUGAGAGGGAUCAUCAUAAGGUGAAGGAUAUCGAUUCGUUGACAAAGCUGAUGAGGUAA
Molecule: messenger RNA, 1008 nt
Organism: Cooperia oncophora
Lineage: Eukaryota; Metazoa; Nematoda; Chromadorea; Rhabditida; Trichostrongylidae
Source: the annotation of a GenBank genome assembly